Oppiella nova is the source of this 1096-nucleotide messenger RNA. NCBI's taxonomy places the organism in Eukaryota, Metazoa, Arthropoda, Arachnida, Sarcoptiformes, Oppiidae. The record is from the annotation of a GenBank genome assembly.
CAACGGAAGUGAUGGAUAAGAAGGACGCGGGAGGGGUGAAGGUGUUGAGCUCGACCUCACAGGAGGUGUCUGUGGCGGUGACAGUGCACGAGUUGGCGGUGACUAAGGUGGUGGUGCACCCACUGGUACUGCUGUCAGUGGUGGACCACUUCAACCGAAUGGGCAAAAUCGGGAACCAGAAGCGAGUGGUGGGCAUCCUCUUGGGGUCACUCAAAGCCAAAGGCAUUCUCGACAUCUCCAACAGUUUUGCCGUGCCGUUCGAUGAGGACGAGAAGGACCGGAGUGUGUGGUUCUUAGACCACGACUAUCUCGAGCACAUGUACGCCAUGUUCAAGAAGGUGAACGCGAAGGAGAGGAUCGUCGGCUGGUAUCACACGGGACCCAAACUCAACCAAAACGACAUCUCCGUCAACGAACUCAUCCGCAAGUAUUGCCACAAUUCAGUUCUGGUGAUCAUCGACGCCAAGCCCAGAGAUUUAGGGCUUCCCACGGAGGCCUACAUUGCCGUCGAAGAGGUUCACGACGACGGCUCGCCCACAUCCAAGACCUUCGAGCACGUGUUGAGCGAAAUCGGUGCCGAAGAGGCCGAAGAAGUAGGCGUUGAGCACCUGUUGCGCGACAUCAAAGACACCACUUUAGGCACUUUGUCUCAGAGAGUGACCAAUCAGUUGAUGGGUCUCAGAGGUCUUGAGUCGCAGAUCGACUCGAUUCGCAAGUAUUUGGAUCUCGUGGUCAACAACAAACUGCCGAUCAAUCAUCCGAUCAUUUACUUACUCCAAGACAUCUUCAAUCUGUUGCCCAACACUUCCAACGAAUUGUUUGUCAAAUCGACUUUCGUUAAGACCAACGACCAGAUGCUUGUCGUCUAUUUGGCGGCUUUGGUCCGAUCGGUGAUUGCUUUGCAUAAUCUCAUCAAUAAUAAGAUCACAAACAGAGACGCAGAGAAGAAGGAGAACCAACCGAAAGACGCCAAAAAGGACAGCAAAGACUCGACGUCUGAAAAGGACGCCAAAGACUCGAAAGAGGGACACGAGAAGAAGGAUUCAGAGUCCGACUCGAAGAGCAAAAAACCUCAGAAUAAGAGCUAAAGACUGUA